AUGCACCAUUGGAGUAGUGGAACUAUAAUUUUUGGCACGGCGUCUGGUGGGCGAUUCGACUUGGAGUUGACAACGUUCCAAAUGGCCGUUUUGUUUUCAUGGAACGAUCGUGCUCAUGAAAAGAUUUCUUUUGAAUCACUUCGAUUGGCAACCGAGCUACCUGACACGGAGUUGGCCAGAACACUCUUCUCUUUGGUUGCUUACCCAAAAAUGAAGUACCAACUUCUGCUAUGCGACGCCCCAACCCCUUUGAAUCCACGUGAUUUCACGGACUCAACUUUAUUCUACAUCAACCACGAUUUCCGAUUAAUUAAGAAUGGCAAAGAACAACAUCGAGGAAGGAUUAAUUUGAUAGGCCGGUUACAGUUGUCGAUGGAGUCGUCCGCCACGAAAGAACACGAGGAUAUAAAUGGCAAAGAACAACAUCGAGGAAGGAUUAAUUUGAUCGGCCGGUUACAGUUGUCGAUGGAGUCGUCCGCCACGAAGGAACACGAGGAUAUAAUAAUGAAAAUGCGUAAGACGAUAACGUCAGCUCAACUCCAAACGGAACUUGUGGAAAUGCUUAAACCUAUGUUCAUACCAAAUCGGAAGUUGAUAAAAGAACAAAUUGAUUGGCUCAUUGACAAUCGAUUCAUUGAACGAAAGGAUGACGAUAUCAACACAUUUGUGUAUGUUUCCUAG
Molecule: messenger RNA, 681 nt
Organism: Ostertagia ostertagi
Lineage: Eukaryota; Metazoa; Nematoda; Chromadorea; Rhabditida; Trichostrongylidae
Source: the annotation of a GenBank genome assembly